Plasmodium gonderi is the source of this 672-nucleotide messenger RNA. RefSeq lists its product as hypothetical. The record is from RefSeq and is a predicted model, not a curated record. The coding region runs from base 1 to 672 and encodes 223 amino acids. The transcript has 2 exons. NCBI's taxonomy places the organism in Eukaryota, Apicomplexa, Aconoidasida, Haemosporida, Plasmodiidae.
AUGGAAGAGAAUUUUUUUUUACAAAAUUUCGAAAAUAUCAACGAAGCAAGUAUCCCUUCUCCAAUUAUAAAUCAUUCAUCUGAGUGCAGAAAAUUUAACUCCUUACGAAAGAAGAGCAGGCAGGGGGGGACAUCUCCGGGCGCGCUUCCCAAAACGGGCCAAGGUAACAGGAAAGAAGAGAAAGAGGAGAAAGAAGAAAACGAAGUAGAGAAAGAAGAAAACGAAGAGAAAGAGGAGAAAGAAGGAAAGAAAGAUGACGACAUCGAAGUGGAUGAUGAGUACCCUGAUGAAGGAAAAGACAACUACCUCUGCAUAAACGCGAACGCAUUUAAUGGAAAAUGCUACCACAAGAAAAUACCAAUACUUGAUGAUAUUCACUUACGUUUUACAUUGGGAGAAUCCUUGACAUAUCUCCUUAACGCUUAUUUGCAAAGAGGUCUUAUAAAACGGGUCCUGUACAACAAAAUACUUCACACCUUUCAAAUUGCCAUCAUCAGCAUUCUACUUCAGCUGAAGGAAUCCAGAGGAAACAAAUGGACUAUCAAAGGAAAAUUGAUCAAUUUCAAAAAAGAAAACAAUGUACAAUUGCUUUAUGUAGAAAACGCCGUUCUCUCCUUCAGCAAAAUUGUAUUACAUGUACCUCUAUUGAAAAUUAAAUCCAUUGAUUUAUAG